GAGACAGCAGCAUGUGUGGCGGUGCUGGUGGCGCUGAGGGGUUUUCCGUCGUCGCUGGUGAGAAUCCGCCUGGAGAGCGAGAGGGGCGUGCGGCGGGCGCGUGCCAGCCUUGUGGCAGACCCGCCUCACCAGCUGCCCUACAACAUCCAGGCGGAAGCAGCUACACUGCUGCCGCUCAUCGCCAGCACCGCCCUCCUGCGCCACUUCACAGAGCGACACGAGUCAUCCCGCACCCUUGCCGGCAUGCUCUGCACGUCGCUGUCAGAGCCGUCCGGCCUGCCUUUGGAGCAGCAGCACACGAGCCAGUGCCUGCAAGCCCUCGCCCAGGCCAUCCGCGUGUUUCUCGAUAACACAGCCAUGCUGUUAUGCAAGCUGGAGAGUCAGUGUGAGAGCCACGGGAUGAGGUUGCUGGAGCUCAAGCGGUGCAUUCAGCCCAUAGCGGACGGAGUGAGGGUUCUCGAGCCCAUCGUGAGAGGGGUGGACGAUGAAGGAUGGGGAUCAACAGAGGUUCUUGACAUGCUGCAUGCAGCGUCCACCCGACCAGAUGUGAGGGAGGCGGAGGGUCUUAUUCGUUUUGUGCUGAAAGCUACAUGCGCCCCCUACCUUCAUCUCCUCUCCUCGUGGAUGCAGGAAGGCAGGCUGGACAACGACAUUCACAGCGAGUUCUUCAUUUCUGCAUGCACCACUGCUGCUACAGCCACUACAGCUGCUACAGUUGCUACAGCUGCACACUCAUCUGCUGAUGUGCAAACCGCCCCAUCUGCUCAUGGUCGCACCAUUCUGGACACCACCAGUGGCAGUGAUGGCUUGCGGUUGAGGCAGCAUGGGGGCGUGCGGGAAAGGGAGGGCGAAGGGGGAGAGGCCACGGGGCAAGAGGAGUGGCGGAGUGCAGAGGGGUGGGAAGGGGUGGAAGGGCAGCGGUUUCUGGUGCGGUGUGAUGCGGUGCCGGUGCUGUUCCAGUCAGUGGCUAAUGAUGUGUUGGCCACGGGGCAGCUGGUGCAUGCGCUGAGGGAGCAUGGGUACUUGAAGCAGCUGAUUCCUUCAGAGGGAGAGGCGGAACAACCGCAGAUGCAGCUCGGCAUUCUAGAGGAGAGCGUGGGUGCACGCACACAGGCAGUGCAGCAGACAAUGCUGGACCUCACGCUGAACAAGAGCCACCUCCUCGGGCAUCUGCUCACCAUCAGACGAGUGCUACUGCUCUCCCAGGCGGACUUCCUGUCGGACUUCAUGGCGCUGGCAGGCGAGGAGCUCUGCAAGCCGGCUAGCAGGGCGUCUCAGGCUCGCAUUGAUCUGUCACUGGGCGCGUCUCUGCGCUCCUCCACAGCAGCCUCAGACCCUAACUGUGACCGCCUCUCUGCACGCCUGUGUUCUUCCUGUGCAACCACACAAUCGCCACCCUCACACCGCGCACCAGACCCAGUACAAUCACAUUCGCAACUGUCACAUCUGCAGCAGUCAAGGGAGAGCAUGGACGGUGCAGAUCUGCUGAGCAGCCUCCAGUCAUACGAUCAAUACGAGGACCUGCUGGGAGAUGAUUCACAUGAUGAUGCAGAUGAUGACUCUCUUGCUGCUCAUGCUGCUGCUGGUGGUGGCAGUGGUGGUGCUGAUGGGGAUGACAGGCAGCUCUACAGCAACCCGCUGUUGCUGCUACCCCAGGCCACCCCUGCUGGCCCAGUCAGCCCUGCAGCUGUGUCAUCCUGGUCGCUUGUCUCUCGGGGCACUCCUGCUGGAGCGCAGGCAGCGGGGGGGGCAGGGGAUGAAGGGAGGGGAGCUGCAGGGCAGAGCGGAUGGGAGGCCAUCUAUAUCGACUACCAGGCGCCCUGGCCAGUAUCCGCGGUGGUGCCCCCAUCCGCCCUGCAGGGUUACAACCACCUCUUCCGCUUCCUGCUCGCCGCCAGGCGAACCCACAUGCACCUCGCCCUCGCAUGGUCUGCCCUGCAGCUGACGCGGGGACUGAAGGUGGAGGGGACAAUGCUGCAGCGCGUGCACUGGCUGCGGCAUCGCAUGGCAUGUGCUGUCACUGCCAUCCUCGACCAUGUCGCACAUGCGGUGAUAAGCCCCAAUUUCGACUUCAUGACAUCAAAAUUGACCAAGGCUACCUCCUUCCACCAGAUUGUGCUGGAGCACCAAUCAUUUCUUCACACGUGUCUCUCAGAGGGGCUUCUGGAUUCCUGCCCGCACAUUCGAGAGAAACUCUCUGCCCUCCUCUCCAUCGCUCUUCGCUUCGCCAACACCGUCAGCACCACCAUCCAUACAGCCUCCUCUCUCCCCGGCCUUGAUUCGUCAUCUUCAUCAUCAUCAGCAGCAGCAGCAGCAGGAUGGGGAGGAGGAGGAAGGGGGGGUUAUGGGGUGGAGGGUAGAACCAGUGGAGUCGAGCUGGCUGACUACGCCUACGGUGAUGCCACGUCAGAUGCUAAGGGACGGGCGGCCCGGGCGGCAUUCCGUCGGCAGUUAGCGGCGGAGGAGCUACAGCGGUGUUUGGAGGAGGAGGGGUUUGUUGAAGAGAUGAGGGCCAUGCACACUGCCUUCGCGGCCUCUCUCCGGGCCGCCGCUGCUGCCAUCGCAUCUGCCCUCCGAGACCAUCCUGUGCUGCUCUCCCUGCACCUCGCCUUAUCCGCCGUUGCCAAAGGCCUUCCAUGA
Closterium sp. Naga37s-1 is the source of this 2640-nucleotide messenger RNA. NCBI's taxonomy places the organism in Eukaryota, Viridiplantae, Streptophyta, Zygnematophyceae, Desmidiales, Closteriaceae. The record is from the annotation of a GenBank genome assembly.